GAAAAUAUUUUGCUUCGCCAUCUGGUUAAUGGAAAAUGAAUUGCAAGGCAAUUAAUAUUGACUUUCUGUGUUUCUUAUAAUUAUAUUAAUUGUAACUGUUAGUUGGAAAGAACCACAAAAUGUUACAGCUUUAUAAGCAUGUUGCAAUAAUAUGCGUUUCUAUAGUAGGUAUAUACUGUACUGGAAAUCACUUAAAAUAUAAAUUGAAAGAUACUAAUGGCAUUUUUCCGAACAAGAACGUACUUCUCAUUAUCGGUGAUGAUGCUGGCUUUGAGACCCAAGUGUACAAUAAUAGUAUCUGCCAGACCCCCAACUUGAACAAACUUGGAGAACAGAGCAUUGUUUUUCGUAAUGCUUUUACCUCAGUGAGUAGCUGUUCUCCAAGUAGGUCAACCAUCUUGACAGGAUUGCCAGAACAUCAGAAUGGUAUGUAUGGACUUCAUCAGAAACUGCACCACUUUAACAGCUUUGACUCUGUUCGCAGUUUGCCAGCAGUUCUUCAGAAGCAUAAUAUACGAACUGGAAUUAUUGGAAAAAAGCAUGUGGGACCAGAAGAUGUUUACCCUUUUGACUUUGCUUUCACUGAGGAGAAUAACUCAAUACUGCAAGUGGGUCGCAACAUCUCUCGUAUAAAGGAAUUAGUUAGAAAAUUCCUUCACAUGAAUGAUUCAAGGCCUUUUUUCCUGUAUGUAGCAUUUCAUGACCCACAUCGUUGUGGACACACUAACCCAAAAUAUGGUGAAUUUUGUGAGAAAUUUGGAAAUGGGCAACCCGGGAUGGGAGAGAUUUCCGAUUGGACACCCAAGUAUUAUUCACCAGAUGAAGUAAUUGUACCUUAUUUUGUACCUGACACUCCAGCUGCUCGUGCUGACAUUGCUGCCCAGUAUACAACUGUGGGCAGGCUUGACCAAGGAAUAGGCUUAAUACUGAAGGAAUUAACUGAUGCAGGCUUGAGGGACAACACUCUUGUUAUAUAUUCUUCGGACAACGGUAUUCCCUUUCCUAGUGGCCGUACCAAUCUAUAUGAUCCUGGGAUGUCUGAACCAAUGCUAGUGUCAAAUCCUGAACACCGAGAGCAAUGGAAUCAAGUGUCAGAUGAUCUUGUCAGUUUGCUGGAUAUUACUCCCACUGUAUUGGACUGGUUUGAUAUUAGAUAUCCUCAUUAUAAGCUUUUCAAUGCUCCAGUACAUCUUACUGGGAAGUCUUUGCUUCCUCUUACUGAGAAAUUAGUUAAGUCUGAUGAUGUGCUUGAUUUCUCCACAGCUUUAUUUGCUAGUCAAAGUCUUCAUGAAGUAACUAUGUAUUACCCCAUGCGAGUUGUUCGAACUAAAAAGUACAAACUCAUUCAUAACUUAAACUUCAAAAUGCCUUUUCCUAUUGAUCAAGACUUUUACAUCUCACCCACUUUUCAAGACAUCCUAAACAGGACUCAAACACAGGUGACAACCCACUGGUAUAAAAACUUGACAGAAUAUUACUACCGACCGCAGUGGGAGCUGUACGACCUUAUAAAAGAUACUAAGGAAACUAACAACCUGGCAGAUUGUGCAGAGUUUCAAGCUAUCCUUUUCGAACUCCGUGACAUACUUCAUUCCUGGCAGUUGAAGACUGCUGAUCCAUGGAUCUGUGGACCAUCUGCAGUGUUAGAAAACUCUGGUAGAUUUAAGGAGCAUCCACGCUGUCUACCACUUUACAAUGACCUCACGUAGUUAAAAAUACUUGUCUCAAUUCAACAUUACAGCAUAUGUUUUUAAUGUAUUUAACAAUGAUAAUUAAACAUAUGGUGCACAUGUAUAUAUUGAUCAUCAGAAUACGAUAACUUAAUUUGUUUGGACAGUGUUUUAUUCUCUUCUGAAAUAGAUGCAUCACUGGUGGUUUUCUUUGGUAAACCUGUCUACUCCAACAUUAUUUGAGAUGUUAUAGAACAGAGAUAUAUCACCUUGACUUCCCAAUAAAGAAUGAUGAACAAGUUAUAAAAAAUACUGUACAUGAGGAUGCUUCUUGUCUUAAUUAAGUAUUUGAUAUUAUUGCAUUUUUACCACUGAUAGAUUGGAAAAUACCAUCUAAGUUUAAAUUU
Molecule: messenger RNA, 2077 nt
Organism: Limulus polyphemus (Atlantic horseshoe crab)
Lineage: Eukaryota; Metazoa; Arthropoda; Merostomata; Xiphosura; Limulidae
Gene: Sgsh
Product: N-sulphoglucosamine sulphohydrolase-like
Exons: 6
Coding region: 120-1709 (529 amino acids)
Biological process (GO): heparan sulfate proteoglycan catabolic process; glycosaminoglycan catabolic process
Molecular function (GO): N-sulfoglucosamine sulfohydrolase activity
Source: RefSeq, a predicted model, not a curated record